This is a messenger RNA of Juglans regia (Persian walnut), 1865 nucleotides long. RefSeq names its product 1-aminocyclopropane-1-carboxylate synthase. Gene Ontology annotation, biological process: biosynthetic process; amino acid metabolic process. The transcript is spliced from 4 exons. The coding region runs from base 199 to 1653 and encodes 484 amino acids. Gene Ontology annotation, molecular function: transaminase activity; pyridoxal phosphate binding. The record is from RefSeq and is a predicted model, not a curated record. NCBI's taxonomy places the organism in Eukaryota, Viridiplantae, Streptophyta, Magnoliopsida, Fagales, Juglandaceae.
UCCCUGGCUCUCCUCCUAUAAAUGCAAACAUUCCCUCCCUUUGUUUCUCACUUGUACGCAUUCUUGAUAGCUAAACAGAUAUAUAUUUCAACUCCUUCUCCUGAUCUACCCGCCUUAUAAAUUCCCACAUUAUUCUUCUUUCCCUAGCUAGCCUCCUUAAUUUUGUUUUCAUCAGCUUUAGAAUCAACAACAUUGCAAAUGGUAGUGUUGAGUAAGAUUGCAACAAACGACCGCCAUGGGGAGAAUUCUCUAUACUUCGAUGGAUGGAAGGCCUAUGAUAUGAACCCUUAUCACCCUACCAACAACCGCGAUGGAGUUAUUCAGAUGGGUCUUGCAGAAAAUCAGCUUUGCUUUGAUUUGAGUGAAGACUGGAUCAGGAAAAAUCCCAAGGCUUCCAUUUGCACAGCUGAAGGAGUCGAUGAGUUCAAGAAUAUUGCCAUAUUUCAGGAUUACCAUGGCUUGCCGGAGUUCAGACAAGCUGUGGCGAGCUUUAUGGGGAGAGUAAGAGGUGGUCGGGUCAAGUUUGAUCAAGAACGCAUAGUCAUGAGUGGUGGAGCAACAGGAGCAAACGAGCUAAUCAUGUUCUGUUUGGCAGAUCCUGGAGAUGCUUUUCUUGUACCCUCUCCUUAUUAUCCAGCAUUUGAUCGCGACCUCGGGUGGAGAACUGGUGUGCAGAUAGUUCCUGUUCACUGUGAUAGCUCCAAUGGUUUCCUAAUAACAAAAGCAGCAUUAGAAGCAGCAUAUGAAAAGGCCCAAGAAGACAACAUCAACAUAAAGGGCUUGCUCAUUGCAAACCCAUCAAAUCCUUUGGGUACUGUUCUAGACAGAGAGACACUAAAAAGCCUAGUAAGCUUCGUUAAUGAAAAGAACAUCCACCUAGUUUGCGACGAAAUCUAUGCAGCCACUCUCUUCAGCACUCCAGACUUCGUAAGCAUUUCCGAGAUCAUGCAAGAGAUGGAGUACUGCAACCCUGAUCUCAUUCACAUCGUUUAUAGCUUGUCUAAGGACAUGGGUCUUCCUGGCUUUAGGGUUGGCAUAGUUUACUCUUAUAAUGAUGCUGUCGUGAGCUGUGGCCGCAAAAUGUCGAGCUUCGGAUUGGUUUCCUCCCAAACUCAACAUCUGCUUGCGGCAAUGCUGUCUGACGAGGAGUUUGUCGGGAACUUUCUGGAGCAGAGUUCGAAGAGGCUAGCGAAGAGGCAUAACGUCUUCACCAAAGGACUUGCGAAAGCAGGGAUUACUUGCUUGAAAAGCAAUGCUGGCCUUUUUGUUUGGAUGGAUUUGCGUAGGCUUCUCAAAGAACAAACACUUGAGGCUGAGAUGGCGCUGUGGCACGUAAUCAUCAACGAGGUGAAGGUCAAUGUCUCCCCAGGAUCUUCGUUCCAUUGCUCAGAACCAGGUUGGUUUAGGGUCUGCUUCGCAAACAUGGACGAUGAGACGGUGGAAGUCGCACUCCAGAGAAUCAAUGCAUUUGUACGUCAAGAAAAAGAUGGAAAUAAUAAGGCGCAGGGGAAGAGAACUAAAUGUUUGCCAAAGAAGCUUCAGCUUAGCUUCUCCUUUCGAAGGUACGAUGAGGGACUCAUGUCGCCACACAUGAUCAUGUCCCCUCACUCUCCUCAUGUUCCUCUCUCGCCGCUUGUUCGAGCAAGGACUUAGAUCAGAUAUCAUGCAUGACAAACCGUCAUGUUCUUUCAAAAUAAAAUUAAUGCUUGAUUAAUUCCUGAAUGAUAAUUUUAGGAGUAACUAUUUUUUCCCCCAUGUUGUACGUUGGAACUGCUGUAAGUUUUUCAUGGGACAUGAUUAUGUUUCGUUUAUCAUGGAGGACAGGGUAAUUUGGUCAUCUAAUGAAAGUUUUUCUUUUUUCUUUU